AUGGCCUCCAAGAAUGCCUCCCGCGCCCUGCGCACAUCGCUCCGCCAGCUCAAGGCUCCCCAGGUCCAGCAGCGAUCGUUCGUGAGCGCCGUCAACGCCAGCAGACCCAGCCUCCAGCCAGCGCUCAAGGCCACACAAUCUGCAUUCGUGCAGCAGAGCAGAGGCAAGAAGACCGUCGACUUUGCCGGCGACAAGGAGGUCGUCUACGAGCGCAAUGACUGGCCGCGUGAGAGGCUCCUUGAAUACUUCAAGAACGACACUCUCGCCCUCAUCGGUUACGGUUCGCAAGGUCACGGUCAAGGUCUCAACCUCCGUGACAACGGCCUGAACGUCAUUGUUGGUGUACGAAAGGGCGGUGCCAGCUGGAAGGAGGCACAACAAGAUGGCUGGGUUGAGGGCAAGAACCUCUUCGACAUCGACGAGGCCAUCGGCAAGGGUACCAUCAUCAUGAAUCUGCUCAGCGACGCUGCGCAGAGUGAGACAUGGCCACACAUCAAGCCAAUGCUCACCAAGGGCAAGACCCUCUACUUCUCUCACGGUUUCUCCCCAGUCUUCAAAGACCAGACCAAGGUUGAGCCACCAAAGGACAUCGAUGUCAUCCUCGUCGCACCAAAGGGCUCCGGCCGCACUGUCCGCACCCUCUUCCGUGAGGGCCGCGGUAUCAACAGCAGUGUCGCCGUCUUCCAGGACGUGACUGGUAAGGCUGAGGAGAAGGCAUUCGCUCUCGGUGUGGCUGUCGGCUCCGGCUACAUGUACAAGACAACCUUCGAGAAGGAGGUGCACAGCGAUCUCUACGGUGAGCGUGGUUGCUUGAUGGGCGGUAUCCACGGCAUGUUCCUUGCUCAGUACGAGGUUCUCCGUGAGAACGGCCACUCUCCAUCUGAGGCUUUCAACGAGACUGUCGAGGAGGCCACCCAGUCGCUGUACCCCCUGAUUGGCCAGAACGGCAUGGACUACAUGUACGCCGCAUGCUCGACCACUGCUCGUCGUGGUGCCAUCGACUGGAGCAAGCGCUUCAAGGACAGCCUCAAGCCAGUGUUUGAGGACCUCUACGACAGCGUCAAGACCGGCAAGGAGACUGCACGCACCAUGGAGUAUGCUGGCCGCAAGGACUACCGUGAGGCAUUCGAGAAGGAGAUGGAGGAGAUCCGCAACCUUGAGAUCUGGAGAGCCGGCAAGGCCGUCCGCAGCCUGAGACCCGAGAACAAUUAA
Molecule: messenger RNA, 1212 nt
Organism: Fulvia fulva
Lineage: Eukaryota; Fungi; Ascomycota; Dothideomycetes; Mycosphaerellales; Mycosphaerellaceae
Product: Ketol-acid reductoisomerase, mitochondrial
Exons: 4
Coding region: 1-1212 (403 amino acids)
Biological process (GO): L-valine biosynthetic process
Cellular component (GO): mitochondrion
Molecular function (GO): ketol-acid reductoisomerase activity
Source: RefSeq, a predicted model, not a curated record